Thlaspi arvense is the source of this 1545-nucleotide messenger RNA. The record is from the annotation of a GenBank genome assembly. Lineage: Eukaryota; Viridiplantae; Streptophyta; Magnoliopsida; Brassicales; Brassicaceae.
GAUAAAAUAAACUAAUCCUUGGGUUCGAGAUCUGUUUUUCGUUCUGCCUCCUCUAAAUUCUUUCAUUCUUUGAUUUUCUUUGUGAGUUGUUUCUAUUACUUUCAGCCAAGUUACAUUUGAUUCUAAAACGUUUAUUUUGUUGCAUAUAAUUUUUACAUUACCAAAAAAUAAAGAGUUAAUUAGGUGUUUGAUACUUUGAUUGAGCGUCACUCCUCUAAUCUCCAGUGCUAUAAAUUAAAACCCGUUAUGCUAAUAAGAUCACAAAGAAAGAAAGAAAGAAAGAAGAGCAAUGGAGAGCAUAAGGUUGAGCAGAGUUGUUGUUGAUGCAGUAGUAGCCGUUUGUCUCUCUAUCCUCCUCUUAUCGGCUAGAGAAGCGGAGGGGGAGUGUGAUCUCGCUAACUUUUACUUCAUAAGCGGUCCUUGUGUCACCAUUGACGAUUGCAAGAAGAGUUGCAUGGAGAUCAGUUAUUCUGAUAUCGCCUGCCUUGGAGAAGUGGGGUAUUUACCGUUUUGUUACUGCUGCUCUUAUGAUGGUAAUGGUGCUGAAAACUAAAACAAGUGAAUCCAAAAGAUAGAACCGACGUUAUUUUUGUGUAUGUGUUUGUGUUGCAUGUUUAUCUAUCUGACAUCUAUAUUCCACUGCUUGCCUUCUACUUUAUUGCACCCUUGCUAGCCUUCAUCAGUUUGUUUUGCGUUGAGUUUGAAAUAUUUUUAGAGUUAUGUUAAUGCAGUUUUAUUCUACUAAUAGCAUUAGCAAUACAUGAUCACAUGCCAUAAGACCGUCUUGCAAAUCUUGUUAAUAUAUGUAUAUACUUAAUUACAGCUGACAUGUAAUAUCAAUAUCUGAAAAUAUGGUAGUGCAUGUGAAAAGUGAAAAGAGAAAAAAGAAAAAGAUUUCCUUGCAUACGUAAAUCAUCAAAAAUAUUGUAAACAUUGUCACAUAUGUUAUAUAUGCAUAUAUAUUAUUAUUGCUUGGGUUGCUGUUGAAACUGAUAGGCCACCAUGCAUGACGACGUUAUGAGUCUAAAAAAUAAAAAAGAUUAGUUGAAGAAGAAUAAUCAGUGUUAAUCUGAGCCUACCCAUCCGUUGCUAUAAAUAGCGUAGUAAAUUAGUGUGUCUUGUAAUUCCUCACAAAGAAUAAAACCAGACGGCAUAAAGAAAUCAAGAAGAAAGAGAGAAAUCGAUGGGUAGCUUGAAAUUUACCACCGUCGUUGUUACAGUCCUUUUUCUCUCCCUUCUCCUCCAGUCUCCAGCAGUAGAGGGACGUGAGUGCGUAAGAGGCUUGGGGCAUUGGUGUGACGGUUAUGAUAGUGAAACCCGUGGACCAUGCUGGGAUAGAUGCGUUCGAGAUAUGGGUGAUAAAGCGGUGAGGAUCUCAUGCUUUAUACCACCUCCUCCUUACUGGCCUCCUUCCUCGCCUCCCAUGCCGGAAUGUUUAUGUUACUAUACAUGCGACUCUGAUAAAGCGGAAGCCAUGUGAAAGAUAGAUAUCCAUCUCUCCCUCCCUACCUCACUUUGUAGCUACCUUGGUUCCGUGUGUGUGUG